AUGAAGUUCUUCUCAACCGCCGCCGUUGCCUUGGCAUCGCUCUCUGCCACCGUCAUGGCAAGCAGAUAUCCUUAUGAGAGACUUGACAAGGACAAGGCUGUCCUUCUCGUUGUCGACCUGCAAGUCGGCCUGUACAAUGCUGUCCGCGACUUUGAUCCGGUCACCUACAAGGAGAGCAUCAUUGCGCACGCCGCCAUCGGAAAGCUGUUCGAUCUCCCCGUCAUCUUGACCACUUCUGCCGAGCAGGGCCCGAACGGCCCUCUGCCCAAGGAGAUUACUGAGAUGUACCCCAACUCCACCUUCAUCAAGCGUCAGGGUGAAGUUGAUGCCUGGGACAACCCCGACUUCCAGGCCGCCGUCAAGGCCACCAACAAGACCCAAAUUAUCAUGGCCGGCAUCGUCACGGAUGUGUGCACCACUCACCUUGCCCUGUCUCUCCGAGAUGCGGGUUACUCCGUCUGGGCGAAUGCCGAAGCCUCCGGCACCUCGUCCACCUUUGUCCGCGAAAUCGCCAACGACCGCAUGAGGCACGCCGGUGUCCAGAUUGUUAGCCUCUUCUCCAUUGUCUGCGAUCUGAUGAGGGACUGGCGAAACGUGCCCGGUGCCGCUGAGGUGCUUCCCUACCUUGACCAGUACUUCCCUGUCUAUGGCAUGGUUGCUCGCGCUCACGCAGCUGCCAAGACCGACGGUGUUAUCCAGCCUGGCGAGGCUGGCCUCAUCUAA
Messenger RNA from Trichoderma citrinoviride, 723 nucleotides. Its product is annotated as Isochorismatase hydrolase. Lineage: Eukaryota; Fungi; Ascomycota; Sordariomycetes; Hypocreales; Hypocreaceae. The transcript has 4 exons. Bases 1 to 723 code for a protein of 240 amino acids. The record is from RefSeq and is a predicted model, not a curated record.